Messenger RNA from Mauremys reevesii (Reeves's turtle), 1380 nucleotides. Its product is annotated as collagen alpha-1(III) chain-like. NCBI's taxonomy places the organism in Eukaryota, Metazoa, Chordata, Testudines, Geoemydidae. The transcript has a single exon. The coding region runs from base 1 to 1380 and encodes 459 amino acids. The record is from RefSeq and is a predicted model, not a curated record.
AUGCUGCACGGGCGGCAGCGGCAGCCAGGACGCGGGGCUGGGAUCCCCCGGCGGCUCGGGCAGGGGCCGCCGGGACGCAGGGCUGGGAUCCCCCGGCGGCUCGGGCAGGGGCCGCCGGGGCACGGGCCUGGGAUCCCCCGGCGGCUCGGGAAGCGGCCGCCGGGCACGGGCGGCCUGGGAUCCCCGGCGGCUCGGGCAGCGGCCGUUGGGGCACGGGCCUGGGAUCCCCUGCGGCUCGGUCAGCGGCAGCCGGGCACGGGCUGGGAUCCCCGGCGGCUCGGGCAGCGGCAGCCGAGGCACGGAGCAGAGCGCCGCUGGGCUCCUGGUCCGCCCGGGCGGCAGCAGCCGGGCGCGGGCCGAUCUCCUGGCGGCUCCGGCGGCCACCGGGGGCGGGGCAGGAGUUCCCGGCGGCUCGAGCGGCGGCGGGACGCGCUGCGGCCCCAGGAAGCGGCAAUUGGGCGCAGGCCAGGAGUCCCCGGUGGCUCCAGCAGCAGCGGCGGAGCAUGCGGCAGGGCUCCCGGGCUGCUCGGGCGGCGGCCACCGGGCGCGGGGCUGGGAUCCCCGGCAGGCGGCGGCCGCCGGGGCGGGGGGCUGGGAUCCCCCGGCGGCUCGUGCGUCGGCAGCCGAGGCACGGAGCAGGAGUCCCCGGGCAGCCCGAGUAGCGGCGGCAGGAGAGCGCCGCGGGGCUCCCCGGUCCGCCCGGGCGGCAGCAGCCGGGGCACGGGUUCGGGAUCUCCCGGCGGCUCGAGCGGCGGCCGCCAGGGCGUGGUGCAGGAGUCCCCGUGCAGGAGUCCCCGGUGGCAGGAGAGCGCCGCGGGGCUCCUGGUCCGCCCGGCGUCAGCAGCCGGGCGCGGGCCGGGAUCUCCUGGCGGCUCAAGCGGUGGCCACCGGGACGCGGGGCAGGAGUUCCCCGGCGGCUCGAGCGGCGGCGGUGGGGACGCGCUGCGGGGGCCCCCAGGAAGCGGCAAUUGGGCCGCGGGCCAGGAGUCCCGCGGUGGCUCCAGCAGCAGCGGCGGGAGCAUGCGGCAGGGCUCCCCGGGCUGCUCGGGCGGCGGCCACCGGGCGCGGGCUGGGAUCCCCGGCGGCAGGCGGCGGCCGCCGGGCGCGGGCUGGGAUCCCCGGCGGCUCGGCGGCGGCAGCCGAGGCACGGAGCAGGAGUCCCCGGGCAGCCCGAGUAGCGGCGGCGCGGGCUCCAGCCCGCCCCGGCGGCAGCAGCCGGGCACGGUCGGGAUCUCCCGGCGGCUCGGGCAGCGGCCGCUGGGGCGCGGGAUCUCCCGGCGGCUAGGGCGGCGGCCGCUGGGGCGUGGGGCCGGGAUCUCCCGGCGGCUCGGGCGACGGCCGCCGGGGCGUGGGGCAGGGGUCCCCCGGCGGCCCGAGUAG